Messenger RNA from Conger conger (European conger), 7815 nucleotides. RefSeq names its product insulin-like growth factor 2 mRNA-binding protein 2. Gene Ontology annotation, biological process: nervous system development; regulation of gene expression. Bases 351 to 2171 code for a protein of 606 amino acids. Gene Ontology annotation, molecular function: mRNA 3'-UTR binding. The record is from RefSeq and is a predicted model, not a curated record. The transcript is spliced from 16 exons. Gene Ontology annotation, cellular component: cytoplasm; cytosol; nucleus. Lineage: Eukaryota; Metazoa; Chordata; Actinopteri; Anguilliformes; Congridae.
UCAUGGGUGGGUGAUCUUGGUGCCGCUUGGCACUCACAUGUCAGUUUGUUUAGAUCACUGAUGCUGUCGUUCACAAACACGUUCGGGCGGCAAACAAUUUUUCCGAUAUUUUUAAAGCAGAUUUUAUUUAGAGGCGGUGCUCCAGAAUAACGUCGUGUCGAAACGCCACUUUUCCACUACACCAGUCAAAAGUGUUUGACCACGAGCAGAGUUGGAGUCGGGGGUCGACUGGAUAGGGGGGGCGAUUGUUGUUUUCAUUGCAGUUUUUGCUUUUAUUUUCAUUUCAUUUUUAUAUUUUCGUCUCGGAUUUCCCCCCAAUUUUGUGUCCACAUAAGGAUUUCUUUCGGAUCAUGAACAAACUAUACAUCGGGAAUCUGAGCCCCUCAGUCACCGUCGAGGACUUGAAGCAGCUCUUUGGCGAGAGGAAGCUUCCCCUGACCGACCAGGUUCUGCUCAAAUCCGGCUAUGCCUUUGUGGAUUCCCCUGACCAGAAUUGGGCCAUAAAGGCGAUUGAGACUUUGUCAGGAAAAGUUGAAUUACACGGGAAGGUGAUUGAGGUAGACUACUCUGUACCCAAAAAACUAAGGAGUCGGAAGAUUCAGAUUCGGAACAUUCCUCCACACCUACAGUGGGAGGUUUUGGAUGGCCUGUUAGCACAGUACGGUACCGUAGAGAACGUGGAACAAGUUAACACUGACACGGAAACAGCAGUAGUGAACGUCACGUACGCAACCAAGGAGGAAGCUAAAGCGGCGAUCGAGAAGUUGACAGGACACCAGUUUGAGGAAUACUCCUUCAGGGUGUCGUACAUCCUGGACGUAGACGCGGCCCCGUCCCCCCAGACCCCACGGGCGCGGCGAGCAGGCCGGCCGCAGCGGGACCAGGAUGGCCCCCAGCCGGGCCCCUCGGGAGGCCUCGGGGGCCCCCGGCACCAGCAGCAGGACUUCCCUCUGCGCAUGCUCGUCCCCACGCAGUUUGUGGGGGCUAUCAUCGGCAAAGAGGGGCUCACCAUCAAGAAUGUCACCAAACAGACCCAGUCCAAAGUGGACAUACAUCGGAAGGAGAAUGCGGGUGCGGCGGAGAAACCCGUCACCAUCCACUCCACGCCGGAGGGCUGCUCCUCAGCCUGCCGCAUGAUCCUGGACAUCAUGCAGAAGGAGGCCAACGAGACCAAGGUAGCUGAACAGAUUCCUUUGAAAAUCCUGGCGCACAACAGUCUGGUUGGGAGGCUUAUUGGGAAGGAGGGUCGCAACCUGAAGAAGAUCGAGCAAGAUACAGGGACCAAAAUCACCAUCUCCUCUUUACAGGACUUAACCAUUUACAACCCAGAGCGGACCAUCACGGUGAAGGGCAGCAUUCAGGCCUGCUGCAAAGCUGAAGAGGACAUCACGAGGAAGCUGAGGGAAGCCUACGAGAAUGACCUUGCUGCUCAACAAGCCAACCUUAUCCCGGGGCUGAACCUGAACGCGCUGGGCAUCUUUUCCACGGGCCUGUCGGUUCUGACUCCCUCAGCAGCGGGACCACGCGGGGCAGCCUCCACACCCCCGACUGGCUACGGUGCCUAUCUGAGUCACUCCUCACACCUGGGCAGGCUGUACGGAGUCCCUCCUGCCAGUGCCGUGUCCCACCAGCACGCAGCUCUGGAACAGGAAGUGGUCUACCUCUUUAUUCCAACUCAGGCCGUUGGCGCGCUCAUUGGAAAGAAGGGCCAGCACAUCAAGCAGCUGGCUCGCUUUGCUGGAGCCUCCAUAAAGAUCGCCCCGGCGGAAAGCCUGGACGUGCCUGAGCGAAUGGUCAUAAUCACAGGGCCCCCUGAAGCACAGUUUAAGGCUCAGGGCCGGAUAUUUGGGAAGCUGAAAGAGGAGAACUUCUUCACGGCAAAGGAGGAAGUGAAGCUGGAGACGCACAUCAAAGUGCCCUCUACCGCGGCCGGACGCAUCAUCGGCAAGGGUGGCAAGACGGUCAAUGAGCUGCAGAACCUCACCAGCGCCGAGGUCAUUGUACCCAGGGACCAAACUCCAGAUGAAAAUGAUGAGGUUUUUGUUAAGAUUAUCGGGCAUUUCUUUGCCAACCAGACUGCACAGCGGAAGAUCAGGGAGAUCAUUCAACAGGUCAAACAGCAGGAACAAAAACACAAGCAGGGAGCUCCCUCGCCGCACCACUCCAAGUGACCAGCAGGGCGGCGCCAGUGAGCACCAGCUGAGGAAUGUAGCCUUUCCGACCGGGAGGAGAGGAGGCAGAACGGGAAGGCGGCGCUGGGAACCAAACCAAAGAACUUCACUUGUGGAAUGUGUGAGCCAAAGGCUAGAGGACUUCCUGUGCACUGCCAACGCAGUGGAAACUGGAGAACGCUGACACAAGUGACAUUUUUAAAAACGCAAGCAAAAGACUAAAAGCGAAAAAGAAAUUAUUCGGAGAAAGUUUUCUGUAGUGCCGUGAGAUGCUGCCGCAGUAGUUGGAGUAACAUAGGCCUAACAGAAGCAGACUAAAAGUCAUACUAAAUGUAAUUGGAUUUCAUGACAACGUGGGGAACGGGGAGGACUUUUAAAAGCAAAGGCAUUGACAUUCAGAUUGUAGGUUUUGAUAACCUUAGCAGUAUUAAUAUAUAUUAGGAAGAAUAAUAGGCUAUAUAUUAAACAAAGGUAGGAUGGAGGGUGAUUAUUAUCAUACUGCAGGUGAAAAAAAGGCUGUUUAGACGUGAACCUCAGCAUUUAAUCACAGGCAAUAGCAAAGGGUACUGCCAAACACAAUUUGAACACGACUUUUAUGCAUUUACAUUUGAAUGUUUUAAGAAAACAAACAAGCAGAAAAAGCGCUAACAAAUCGAAAAUCAUUGAAAUAUUUUGAAUCUUUCUUUGUUGUCACUUAACCUCAGGCGUUCCGACACCAGGGCCAUCCCUGGCAAAUGUUUUUGUGACAUUUUCUCCUUUUGCCCUGUGUGUUUCUGCUUUCAUCCUGACCAACCUUUUCUUCACCUGGAUUUAAAAAAACGUUUAUUAACCAUUCAUUAAUCGGCAGCAUUUGGGCAUUGAGAUGACUUCUAGUUCAGCCAUUAGGAUAAGGAAGAAAGAUACAUGGCAAAGAAUAAGCAGGUACUAAUCCUACUAUUAAUCCAGUGUAUACGUAAGUGUAGUCUGAGGAAAUUCAGUCUGGAAGCUGUUUUCAAAUUGACUGCCAAGAGAGGGAGAUUUAUUUAACAAAGAAGCCAACAAUAACCACAAAGAACAACCGCUGUUAAACUAACAUCUUAACAUAGUGCACCUUUUAUUUGUUGAGAAGUAGCCAAGAGCCAUAGGUUCAUUUUAAUAGAAUGUGCACCACAUUUUUGCCUUAUGCUGAGUCUUGGAGUAAGAUAGAGUGAGAUAAACUGUGACGGAAGGGCCUGGUUGGCUCUGUGUUUAUGAAAUUGAACAGUGAAGCACUCUGUGAGCUGUGGCACGCACACACACACACACACACACACACACACACACACUCAUUGAAUUUAGGCAUCGACUUGGUGCCGGUGUAUCGAUUCUUGUGACAUCCCAAACACACAGGCACACACAUACUCACACACAGAGCUGCGUUUGGCUUUAAGUCUCUCCUUCACAGAGCUAACAGAAAUGACAUCACAGCUGUGAAUGUUUGACACAUAGCCUUUUUCAAACCGAAUGGCUAAAAUGUGUAAAGUUUAGCCAUUCAGUUGCCCAGUGCUCUUAUGGUGCUCUUGGUAGCAGCUUGAUGGAAGUACAGGUAACUUUGUCAUUGCUUCUGUGCUUAAUUUCAGUUGCCAUGGAAGCACAGAGCAGAAAAAUCCAAUUCUGAAACAUCAGUCACAUCUGCUGUGUUUCCAAGUUUUCAAAUUCAGGGCCAAAAACACAGCGUGUGUGUUUGUGUCUCUGCGUGCACACGUGUCGACAUGCGUGCUUGAAUGUAUGUAUAUGUGUGCACCGUGUGUGCGUGUGUGGGUGUACUUGCUCGAAUGUAUGUAUUUGUAGGUUUUGUGUGUGUAUGCGCGCGUGCGUAUAAAAUUAAAGAAAUAUUUAUGAAUACAUUUUUCCUACUUUGUCAUGAAAAUAUAGUGGCAAGAAAAAAAAGCGAAACAAAAUUCCCUUUGUUUAAAAAACAAAAACAAAACGAAGAUGCUUUGUUUGGUGGGACACUGCCAUGUUAUACUGAAGGGAAGCGUUUUACAUUGAAAAUGUGAACAAGGGUAAUAAUUGUACUGAAUCAGGUGAACGAACAGACGGUGGCGUUACUUUGGUGUGGGUGUGCGGCGUGCGCAUAUGAGCUUUGUGAUCUACCUACCUCAGGCAUCAGGGUACCUCAGUUCAUUCUUUCAUUUCCCUUCUUACACAUUUUAUAUGCCUUGUAAAACUGAUAGUUUUGAUCAUUGUUUUAUUUUUUUAAAUAAAAAUAGGGAAUAAGAAAAAAUAAUAAAUCUAAACUUUUAAAGUCCAACUUACUUUUUUUAGCAGUCUAAGUAUUUGAAACUGUACAUUUAUUGGGCUCCUUUUUUUGAAUGGACCCCUUUUAAGAUUUUAAUAUUAUAAUAAUAAUUAGCUAUGAUUAUUACAGUUUUGAAAAUAAUUGGGAGACUGUGAACGGGUACAUGCCUGCUUGGUGGGGUUCUGCGUGAAGAUACAGUGUACUCAUUUCAAUAAACAUUACAUCAACGAAGAAAGAAAUGCUAUUACUGAUCACAAAGGCAAUAGACAGUGUUGUUUACUGAAAACUGUAAAAUAUACAUUAAAUGAACAUAUGGUUUUAUGUGUAGCAAAGAGAUUUGAGAGCUGGUAAGACCAGCCUCUUUCAGAAAUGAUAUGCUCUGGGAAAAGGAGAGCAGCUGCAGAAGCACAUAGAAAGGCUCUUAGUUUUUAUGUACAGUGUAGAGUGUGACAUCAUUAAUAGGCUAGUCUGUGGGCCAUCACUGUACAGGAGGAAGAAACUGUUAACUGUUGCUAAAAGUGUACAGUAGAGUCACUAGUGCAUUGAUUUUCCUCUCUUCAGUAACUGUGUUCAUCGACUUACACUUGUAUCCUUUGGGACUGUGGUUCUGUCUUUUGUACUUUUUCUGUACUCUACACGUUUAAAUCUAGACUUAUGUCUUGUCUUUAACCUCCUACACUAUUCUGCUGUGCUGUAACAAUUUUAAUUACCUCUCAGAAACAAAGGCCAAUUCACUUUUAGAAUGAAUGAAUCAACGCACAGAGAGGCCACAGUUUCAGAAAAUGAGAAAGCAAAGGCCUAUGUGUCUUACAGUAUAGUGUCAGAUCUGUACAGACCAGUGGCGACACCAGUGUUGGGAUUUGCUCUCAAUCCUACAAAGUGCAGACUCCCUUUAUUUGAACUUCAGUUAUGAUGGUACAUUAGCAAAGGGUCUAACUAUAUGGUUCAGCAAUUUUUAAAUUGCAUUUUGCUGUCCCUUGAGGACUGUAUGGGCUAUGCAAGCUCAAAAUUCACUGUUCUGUUUUGUCCCUAUAGGCAAAAUGAGAAGAAAUCAAAUGCACUUGUAUGACAAUGUUUCAAAAUGGUGUAUACUGUCCAGUGACUGUCACAAACACCACACUCCUUGUCACAUUCAACAAGACAGUCCUCUUAGAAUGGAAAAAUUUGGGUCAUCACAGAUGUGGACAUGUUGUUCCCACACAGUGGAAACACUGGAGAUGUCAGUUUUCACUCAACAGAACACAUCUGGCCCAAUCUUAUUUUACAAGAUUUAUGACUUUCAAAUAACACAUCUAACUGAAUUAGCUGUGGAAAUCUCGCUACUCAGAAAUUUCCACUGAUCUGAUUAAACACUUGUAAUACAAGUGGUUUCUUUCCCAAACAGGAACUGGGUGACAGAUUUGAAUAAUUAUACAACAGAGAAUCGAUGCAAACCUUGCUUAACAACACGGCCAAGCCAUGCAGUAUGCAUGAGAUUUCUGCAGUCUGCGAGUAUGCAAGGGAAACUCCCACUCCAGGGUAUCUUAUUUUUCUCUGUCAAGGACUCUUAAGGCUGUGCUGUUUUUUAAAGAGUGUUUCUCUGUUUCAAAGGGAUUUCAUAGAUAAAAUUUCAACUUAUUUCACACAAAGUGAUCAGCUCAGUCUCAUUCCAACAAGGUGAGCUGCUUUAGUAAAUGGCUGUGGUUGUUAGAUUUAAAAGCAUUUGGGUGGAGUUUUUGUGAUGGUCCUGUCCCCAACCCCACCCAAAAGGAUUUAUUGUUUUUUGUAGCUUUGUACAGUUAAUGAUUUUAUAACUUUUCCAGUGCAAAAAUAUUCAUCGAUCAUUUCCAGAAACGCCUAACUGACAUAUCGUAGGUGAAAUUAAUUUCUAUUUUCCUGCAAACACUAACCUUUUGGCCACUUUGCUAAUUGGAUUCCAUAAAUAAUUGUCAUCUUCAACAAGUUUCUAUCAUAGUGUGUGGUGCAACACGCAUUGUCUGUUCACUCAAAGCUGUCAUUGAGUCUUUUAAAAGACUAAAAAAAUCACAGUCACUCAGCAGCCUUGAGCGGUCAAUUCUCUGGCCUCACUGAGGGAGCCAAUAUUAACGGGGAUAUCCUACUUCACAGACCUGGUACUUGCAGAGUAGAGCAUGGACAUUUGUAUGAUGGCUUUGGGUGAGGGUGGGACGUAUCGAAAGUGACGUGAAUAUCAAGCCAGGGACUUACUAGAUUCUAGGUUUUUUCAUGUUUUAAUGGAAGCUGUCUCCUGCAUGGAUGGCUGUGGUGGGAAGCGGUCUAUAGCAGGGUCUGAAGCCUUGUCCAUCUAUUAACAAUACUGCUUAUCUGUAAUUCUAUGGACUACACAUUGAAAGGUAGUGGGUACAUUUCAGUUUUUGGCAUGGCACUGUUUGUUUGGUAAAAUUCACUAUCUGCUGGUUUUGACUGAACAGUGUUAGACAAUGGGGACCUGCCUUGUGUACAAGACUCCAGAUCUCAACGAAUUGCAUUUUAUUGAGCUUUUAAACUCUGACCUUGAUUUGACAUUGGUUUUGUAUGCACUGAAAAAAUUUUCUUACAACCUUAUGUGGAUUGUUAGAAGUAUGUUUGUUACAACAGCUUGGAUAGAAUUAAGGUGUUUCUGUGGAUUAUUUAAAUUCCUUAACUGAAUUAGAUUUACAAGCAAGCCUUCUGCUUAAGAGUAAUCAGUUGUUCAAUGAUGUGAAUUAAUUAUCCCAGCAAUUAGGCUUAACUGAUACAGUUGCAUCAAUUUGCAGAUAGAUGUUCACAAAUAUACAUAGAAAAAAAUUUAAUAACAGCCUCACAUAAUUUGUAGGCUAAAUACCAAGAUGUCAAAUAAAAAUCAGUACGCAGUUUUGCCUCAAUAAAAUGAAGAUAUUGGAGCAUUUGACUGCAUCUUCAAAGCAAAAGCUCUGUUAAAAGCUGUUAAAAGCUCUACAAUUUGGCCAUUGGGCCUGACUGAGCGUUGAGCUGGAGAGAGAAGCCACAAUGGGAGGUGGACCCCAGGUGUGAAGUGACGUUCUGACUUAAAGAACACUGAACUAGCUUCUCCUUGUGCUGUUGGAUGAAGUAGUGGCAGAUGUUGCUUGGCAACUGUCAUAGGUUGUAAAAAUAUGUUCUUGCAUAUCACACGUCUAGUUUAGAUUUUUCACAGUAGAAUCUCACCACUGGAGUUUCUUUUGUUGUUUUGGGCAUCCUGGGUCAGACUCCCAGUUCACUGAUUUAUCAUGUAUGGCCAUGGAGGAAACUGUGGAGGAGGACCAUUGUGCUGGAUUAAGGGGAUCCUUACCUCUCUGGUCACAAAUGCUGUGCUGUUGUUUUGAAUUGUGGAUGAACUGUACUGCUGACCAACCGUGAUAUGAGCAAUAAAGAAAGUCUUCAAAACGA